Molecule: messenger RNA, 4711 nt
Organism: Parathielavia appendiculata
Lineage: Eukaryota; Fungi; Ascomycota; Sordariomycetes; Sordariales; Chaetomiaceae
Product: P-loop containing nucleoside triphosphate hydrolase protein
Exons: 6
Coding region: 302-4693 (1463 amino acids)
Biological process (GO): siRNA processing
Cellular component (GO): nucleus; cytoplasm; RISC complex
Molecular function (GO): RNA binding; ribonuclease III activity; ATP binding
Source: RefSeq, a predicted model, not a curated record
CCAGCAUCAAAUGCUGUUAAAAGUCACUCGAAUGUAAAAUUGGAGCUGUCCUACAUAGAAUGCCCUAACCACUCCGGCAUCCUCCACAACCCGUGUUGCUCACUUCCUGUUCACCCCACAAGUCGAACUCUAACCUGACUUUUCCAACUCUUCUCCGGAAUCUGGACCGUGCCGCGUCAUACGGCGGCCUACGGGCAGCUACUUUCAGGACUAGGCUCCUGCUUGACAAAUCCAUCCACGCCAACUAUCGUCGUGGUCAUACUGGUACUUCACACAGUUGCUUUUGGCCACGGCCGGCGAGAUGACGACAAUGGCCUCCGACCACGGAACCUCGAGCUCCUCGGGGACGGAAGACGAAGCCGUAUAUGGGAUUGUUGAUGAAUCGAACACCCUCCCCACAUCCAACAGCGACCUGGCCUUCGAGUAUGUGGACACCGAAACCCGAGACAGCCGUCGCAGCAGCACCCCCGACCAAGAACUCGCGCCGACAGUAACCAUGACGGCGAGGGCCUACCAGCUCGAGAUGCUCGAGGAGAGCCUGAAGCAGAACAUCAUCGUUGCGAUGGACACAGGGAGUGGGAAAACCCAGGUCGCCAUACUUCGUAUCCAAGCAGAACUGGAACGGAGUGACAAGAUUGCUUGGUUCUUGACCCCAACCGUGGCUUUGGCCGAGCAGCAAUUCGAAGCCAUCAGAGCCCAGAUCCCUGGGGUCCAGUCCAAGUUGAUUGUCGGGUCCAACAACGUGGACGCAUGGUCAACCAAGCCCGGCGUGUGGGAUGCCGUUCUCCUCAACACCCGCAUCAUUGUGUCAACCUACCAGAUUCUGUUCGACGCCGUAGCCCAUGCCUUUAUACCUCUUUCCUCCAUCGGUCUCGUUGUUAUAGACGAAGCGCACAACCCUGUCAAGAUGAAUUCUGUCAGGAGACUCAUGGUUGAGCACUAUGCUCCCAGCAAGGCGAAAGGACACCCUGUUCCCCAUAUUUUGGGACUUACAGCAAGUCCUUUGAUGAGAUCCGACCUUAACGACCUGGAGUUGCUCGAACAAACACUGGAUGCCGUCUGCAAGACACCAAGCAAACACAGGGACGAGUUGAUGGCUCUGGUCAAACCUCCUGAGAUGAAAACUGUUUCAUACGGAGCUAUCCCAGGCCCCGAGGGAGCUUCUUCUGCCACCCCCACCAUGACGAGGUUGAAGAACGUCUACCAUAGUCUUCGCAUUGAGGACGACCCAUACUUCCAACAUCUACUGGCUAACCCUACGCCACGAAACCAGAACAAGCUCAACAAGGUUAUUCUGGACAAGAAGACAUUCUGCAGAGGGCAGGUGAAGUCGUUGUAUAACAGGGCCUCGGAUAUGUGCGAUUGUCUUGGGCCUUGGGCUGCCGACUACUAUAUUCACAGGGCCAUUUCUACCUUCCAACAAGACCCGGACUGUUCUCAUCCAUCAACCGAUACUCUGGCGGACCGUGAACGGCAAUAUCUGUCCGAGACAUUCCGUAAAGUGAACGCACAGGCGCCUGCUGGUGCACCAACCGCCCUUUCACCGAGGGUACAGGCCUUGCUCAACGCUCUCGAGUCUCACCAAGGGAACCCGCUGGGCAUCGUCUUUGUCAGAGAGAGGACUACGGUCGCCGUGCUGUCCCACAUACUCACCGUUCAUCCCAAGACAGCGAGUCGCUAUCGAGUGGGUUCCAUGGUUGGCACUUCCCAAGUACCGGGCAGAAGACGGGACUUUCUGGACCUGAGUUCAAAAGACUAUCUGCUCUCGCUCCAAUCGUUCCGCAAGGGCACAACCAACCUCCUCGUUGCAACGAGCGUUCUCGAGGAAGGCAUCGAUGUGCCAGCGUGCAACCUCGUCGUCUGCUUUGAGCUGCCUAAAAACCUGAAAUCCUUCAUCCAACGUCGGGGCCGAGCCCGAAUGGCCGACUCCCAGAUGUAUCUCCUUGUCGAGGAUGACUCGAGUGACGCGGCUCGCGCUUGGCUUGACCUCGAGCGGGAGAUGAAGCGCAAGUAUGAGGAUGACUUGCGGGAGAAGCAACAGCUCGAAGAGGCGGAGAAGUGUGAACCACUGGACUACCCGAUACUUCGAGACCAGGAGACGGGCGCACAAAUCACCAUCCACGACGCGAAGGCACACCUGGAGCACUUCUGCGCCACGUUAUCGACGCGAAAAUUCGUCGACUGGAGCCCGUUUUACGUCGUCCACGAUCUGGAAGGGAAUCCAGUAGACGCGCACCAACUGUGCCUGCGGAAGGCCACAGUCCACCUACCGGUUUCGCUGGCCCCGGAGUUGCGCUGCUUUGAGAGUCUUAUGCCCUGGCCUUCGGAGGCCAACGCUUGCAAAGAUGCCGCUUUCCAGGCUUACGCAAAGCUCUACGAGGUUGGGCUGCUAAACCGCCAUCUGCUUCCCAUCAGGGAGACCGACUUGCUGAAGGAGGUUGAGCCCCGUCCCGGCCUGUCCACGGUCAAGGAGCAACUAAAUCCGUGGCCGCGGGUUGCGCAGGCAUGGCGAGACGGUGCCCCGACUUCGAGAAGGAGGGUGACGGUCUCGAGCCACGAGAAGUCGCGGAGUGCGGAAUUCGAACUCGUCCUCCCUGUUCCGGUUCCGCACAUGGAACCCUUUGAUCUUUAUUGGGAUCAUGACUCAUUGUGGCGUGUCAUCAUGGACCGAGACAUUGACAUGGCAGAGGUUGAUGACGCAGUCGAAGGCCGAGACCACACAUCCGUCCUGCUUGCGAUGGCUUUCGGACACCGUUGGCAUAUUCAGGAGAAGCAGUACCCCGUUGGCUUUGUCUGCCUCGGUCACAAUAUCGGCCUCGACGACAUGGCUACCCACGACGUCGAUCCCCAAAAGAUAGCCACCGUCGGGUCAACGUGUCUCGUCCGGGAUAUUGCCAACAAGAAGCAACCAUAUAUCUAUGUGGAUUGGCUUCCCGCAAAGCCUCCAGCCGAACUGGUGGAAAAGCCGUAUCGAGGCUUCGACGAAGCAGCGGAAGACGUGCCUUACGUCGUCGUAAGAAAUUGGCCGAAGAAGGUUGGCCUCUUCCGUCAACUGGAUCCGAAUUCCGCACCGGUUCCCAGCACCAAGCCAUAUCCACGAGUGCUUCCUGCUGACCAGGUCCGAGUUGACAACAUCCCGGCAGUCUAUGCGCACGUUGGCAUGAUGAUUCCAGCCAUCACUCAUGCACUCGAGGUUCAUCUCGUGGCCAAAGACCUCCUGGACUCCCGGCUCCAGCAGACGGGCAUCAGUGACCUGUCUCUCGUCGUCAUGGCCAUCAGUGCGACCGCGGCUAGGGGCCCGACUGACUACGAGCGGAUCGAGUUCCUCGGAGAUUCAAUCCUCAAGUUUUCUACGACCAUCAAUUGUUCUGCGAAGUAUCUGAAAUUCCCUGAAGGGUGUCUGUCGCCCCUGAAAGACAAGAUUGUCGCCAACUCGAGGCUCUUCCGCGCUGCCGUCGACUUCGGCCUGGAUCGGUACAUCAUCCACAAGGCGUUCACGCUCCAGAAAUGGCGGCCACCCUACGUCGAGGACCUUCUCAAGAACCCGCCGUCGGCCACAGAAACAAGAAGGCUCUCGACUAAGACCCUCGCCGAUGUAGUCGAGGCCCUCAUCGGCGCAUCCUACAUAAGCGGAGGCAUCCCGAAAGCCCUCGCCUGCAUAUCUCUUUUCCUCCCCGACUUUGAGUGGCAAAGCAUCGAGCAGAGCCAAGAAAUCCUGAACAACGAGGCGCCUGCCGACGAAGUCCUCCCCCUAACCAUGCGCAACCUGGAGUCUCUCAUCGGAUAUACCUUCAACAAGAAAUCCCUACUCGUUGAAGCAAUGACGCAUCCGUCCUGCACCGGCCCUGGGAUCCGCGCCUCACUUGACCGCCUCGAGUUCCUCGGCGACGCCCUCCUCGACUACAUCGUCGUCACCAACCUCUUCCGCCUGACCACCGGCGAGGACACGGCGGGCCCGCUCGAUAACGCCACCCUUCAUCUCCUCCGCACGGCCCUCGUCAACGCAGACAUCCUCGGCUUUCUGGCCAUGGAGUGGUGUGUCACUGAGGCGCGCGUGGAUGUAAAUGUCGACGAUGACUCCAAAUGGUUUAAAACAGGUUCCAAUAGAGCAACAGAAAUCCACCUCGUCGAAUCCCAAACCCCGCUCCCGCUCUGGUCCUUCAUGCGCCACGCCUCCCCGGACAUGGGCGCCAUCCAGCGCGCGACAUCGCUCCGUCACGCGGCGAUGCGGGAGCGGAUUUUGCAGGCGCUGUGGCGUGGCGAGGAAUACCCGUGGUCGCUGCUCUGUCGGCUGCAGGCGCAAAAAUUUUACAGUGAUGUGUUUGAGAGUGUGCUCGGGGCAGUGUGGGUGGAUUCUGGGUCGAUCGAAGACUGUGAGGCAGUGGUGGAGAGGGCGGGAAUCCUGCCGCUUAUGAGGCGGUUGGUGAGGGAUGGGGUGCAUUUGCUGCAUCCUAAGGAGGAGUUGGGCAGGUUGGCAGUUAGGGAGCGGGUGGAGUAUGUUGUUGAAGCUCGUGUUGGGGAGGACGGGGUGGAGGGGAGAGUGUUUGGGUGUAAGGUGUUGGUGGGUGGGAAGUGUGUUGGGACGGCGGAAGGCGGGUUGAGUAGGGAGGAGGCGAGGACCAGGGCGGCGGAGGCGGCGUGUCGAGUAUUGAAGGGGAGGAAUCACCUGGGGAAAGGGGAGGCUGAGGUGUGAGCGUUUCCAUUGUUCAAA